Molecule: messenger RNA, 1024 nt
Organism: Paramisgurnus dabryanus
Lineage: Eukaryota; Metazoa; Chordata; Actinopteri; Cypriniformes; Cobitidae
Product: fucolectin-like
Source: RefSeq, a predicted model, not a curated record
AAGAGAGGCAGACCUGUAGAGAGAGAGACUGAUAUAAGUCUCAGUUAUUGUAAAAGACAGACACGGCUUUAAUCAAACAUGAAGAAGUUUUACAGCUGUCUGCUGAUCUUUCUGGAGUUUUUGUCAUCAACUCCAGAAACAGUGAAUGGAUAUGAAGUAAACCUGGCAAGAGGAGGACAUGUUAUUCAGUCAUCGACAUAUCUGGAACAUUUUGCUGAAAAUGGUGUUGAUGGCAAUCCAGAUACAACGUGCUUUGAAACCAUUGUUGGGAGUGACCCAUGGUGGAGAUUAGAUCUGCGUGAUGUUUACUGUGUCAGCAGAGUUAUCAUCACAAACAGAUUGGUCUGCUGUUCAGAUUUCAUAAAAGGUGCAGAGAUUCGCAUCGGAAACUCUUUAGAGAACAACGGCAACAACAAUCCACUAUGUGCUGUUAUUUCUGCUAUUCCAGCAGGUGAGUCCAACAGUUACUCAUGUAAUGGAUUGGAGGGGCGUUAUGUGAAUGUCUUUCUUCCUGGAUCUGAACAGAUUCUCACUCUGUGUGAAUUGGAGGUUUAUAAAGCAGAUCGCUGUGUUAAAAGGUCCAUGGUAAAGAUGAAGUUUAGCUCAAGUGCUGAUCUGACGGACACUACAGUGAGAAAUAAUCUACUGAAACAGUUGGAAACUGCUCUGGAUAACAAAGGAUUGAAAAAUGUGACGGUGCUGUGGUCUCAAGUCCCUAAAAAGGAAGUGAUCACGGUGAAAAAUGUAAAACCUUGCAGUGGAGAAAAGUAAUAAUCUGGCGUUUAAAACUGUCUCUGAGAAACUCAAUGUACAUUUUAUUGUAAUUGGUAACACUUUAUAAUAAUGUUCUGUUGUAAAACAUUUAUAAGUUAUUAAUUAAUAAUAAACUAAUUAUUUUUUUAAAUAUUACUAUACAUUCAUAAAUGAUUAUGAUUAUAAAGUGAUAUGCUAACAUUUCAUGAAUGUUUUGCUAAUAAGUUUUAAGUCAUUUAUAGAUGAAUAGUUAAUAAUGAACUAAUCAUUU